Pogona vitticeps (central bearded dragon) is the source of this 1734-nucleotide messenger RNA. The record is from RefSeq and is a predicted model, not a curated record. Lineage: Eukaryota; Metazoa; Chordata; Lepidosauria; Squamata; Agamidae.
CGGAAGGAUGGCUCUCUCCCGCCGGGCCGUCGGGUGCCUGGCGCUGGUGGUUCUGGCCGUGGUGGCCGCCGCCGUGGCGCUGGCCGUGAUCCUGUCCCGGCCCCGGUGCGCGCCUCCCCGGUACCGGCACGCGGCCGUGGCUGCCGACACCCGGACUUGUUCUGAGUUAGGGAAAGACAUCCUGAGACAGGGGGGCUCUGCCGUGGACGCGGCCAUCGCUGCCUUGAUCUGCACCUCGGUCCUCAACCCACAGAGCAUGGGCCUGGGCGGAGGCGUCAUCUUUACCAUCUACAAUGCGUCUACAGGGCAUGUGGAGGUGAUCAAUGCUCGUGAAAAAGCCCCCCGGGAGAUAGAGGAGAACCUGCUGGAUCAGUGCAGAGACCGGCUUCAACCAGGGCCCCAGUGGAUCGCCAUUCCCGGAGAACUUCGGGGCUAUGAAGAGGCCCACAGGCGCCACGGCCGGUUGCCGUGGAAGGCCCUGUUCGAGCCCACCCUCCGGAUACUUGGCCCAGGCAUCCGGGUGCCUGAAGUCCUGAGCGGGUUCCUUCAGCACCCAGAACUGCAGGCAGCUUUGAACCAAACCUCCUUACGCAAACUUUUUUACAAGGAUGAUGGGAAGAUCCUGAAGGCCGGGGAAACCCUUUCCUGGACAGCUCUGAUGGAAACCCUGAGAGCGGUGGCAGAAAACGGCCCGGAUGAAUUCUACGCCAGGAAGACAGCGGAGAAGAUGGUGCAGGACGUGGAGGCGCAAGGUGGCAAACUGACCUUGGAAGACCUCCGUAAUUAUCGGGUGGAGGUGGUGGCCCCGGUGGUCACUUCGCUGGGCGGAUACACCCUGUACUCUGCCCCACGGCCUGCAGCGGGCCCAAUCCUCUCCUUCAUCCUCAAAGUGCUUGAAGGGUUCAACUUCACCUCGGAGUCCCUGAGCACCCCGCAGCGGAUGGGGCAGGCGUACCACUACAUCGCAGAGACCCUCAAGUUUGCCAACGGCCAAAAAGCAAAACUAGAUGACCCAAACGUUUCAAAAAUAAAAGAGGAUGUGCUGAACGAACUGAUUUCGGAUUCCUUUGCUCGCCGAGCCAGACAACGCAUCGACGAACGAAGCCACCCUGCUGCCCACUACGACCUAAGCCACGGGGCCACUGCCUCCUUCGGCACCUCCCACGUGGCUGUGGUGGCAGAAGAUGGCAGCGCCGUCUCAGCCACCAGCACCAUCAAUCACCCGUUUGGCUCAAUGGUAUAUUCCCAACAGACUGGAAUAAUCUUAAACAACGAACUGGCUGAUUUUUGCAUGAAACAGUCAAGCAGAAAUAUCUCCCAAGGAGAGAUGCCUCCCUCCUCCAUGGUGCCAUCCAUUCUCAUUUCCAGAAACGGGCAAUCUAAGCUGGUGAUUGGAGGCUCGGGCGGGCAGCUAAUUAUCCCAGCCGUUGCCCUGGCCCUGGCCAACAAGUUGUGGUUUGGACUCGAGCUGGAUGCUGCUAUUCAGGCCCCGAUCCUCUUUGCCACCCGGAACGGCUCCCUUGAGGUCGAGAAGACCUUCCGCCAGGACGUCGUGAAGGAGUUGCGUGAAAGGGGGCAGACGGUCAGCAGAGCAAGGAUGCCCCUUAACGUUGUCCAAGGGGUCUCUCAGGAGGGGCCCUGCCUCUUUCCGUACGCGGAUCUCAGGAAGAAGGGCGAAGCGUCGGGCUAUUAGCCCCGUGGCCAUCGUCCCUGGGGAUCAAAGGAAGAAGGCAG